AUGGCCAUCCUGAGCGCAUACACCCUCAUUCGAAUGUACAUAGCUGCACACCUAACAAUCGGUUACCUGUUAAUAACGAACCCCCGCGUAAUAGCGGAACAAGACUUUAUCUUUAUAAUGGGUGAAUCCCUAGGCCUAGUAUAACCCUCCCCCUCCCCCUCCCCCUCCCCCGCCACCCUAUGAUACUAACCUCACCUCACAGCCACACCCAAAGUCCACCUUCCACCUGAACCCCCUCGCAACUUCCCUCCUGGGACUAGUCUUCAUCCUCCACUCGGUGGGCGACUUCGUCGCUGUUUCUAGCGCGGAGGAGGUCUCACGUGGGUAUUGGGACGCGCAAGCACCCGUGCGCCUCGCCUUCUUCUUCCUCCUGACGGGGUACACAUGGUUCUACCGUGGCCCGCGUGGGACGGUCACCACGCAUCCCGUCAAGAACAGCCUCGUGUUUAGUUGGGGUUUCGUUGAGAUUAUGUGGCUGUUUUGGGUGUACACGCAGCUGCGUGAGGAGAAGCGCGGCGCGCAGCAGAGGAUUGCUCUGCGCAAGAGGGAGUUGAUGAGGGUGGAGAGAAGGGCUGCCGGGAUUGUGGAUGAGGAUGAGGAGUAG
This is a messenger RNA of Tuber aestivum (summer truffle), 604 nucleotides long. The record is from the annotation of a GenBank genome assembly. NCBI's taxonomy places the organism in Eukaryota, Fungi, Ascomycota, Pezizomycetes, Pezizales, Tuberaceae.